AUGAAGAAAAAUAAGUUACUGUUAACAGCAACCUCCUCGCUCAUAUCUGCAAUUUUAACUUCUUUCCUACUUCAUCCACUAGAUGUCGUAAAGACUAGACAACAAGUGGCAGCAACAUCAGAUGGUGCAGUUGUCGCGUACUCAACACUAAUAUCUUCAAUUAGUUUCAUAAUUAAUACAGAAGGAGUCUUUGGAUUAUAUAGAGGAUUAAAUGGCCAGUUAGUUGCAUCAGGAAUUUCUUGGUUUAUUUUUAGAUACCUUUUUGAUUUUAUCCGCUAUUCUAUAGAAGAAUGCAAGUAUUUUUCGUUCAAUUAUAGAGUUAAAAAUCAAAAAUAUGUUUAUUCUACAAAUAUUUCUCCGUUUUCAAAUUCAUUCGCAACAAUCAUUGCCAGCAUACUUUCCACUGCAUUAGUUCAUCCACUUUGGCUAGUUAAAUCCAGAUUAGAAAUGCAAUCACUAAAUACUAAAAAAAAGGGUUGGAGACAAUAUUCUACAGGAUUAAACGGAAUAGUUGAAUGUAUUUACAGUAUUUAUCAAAGCAAUGGAAUAUGUGGUUUAUAUUCCGGAUUUAUUCCAUCUUUACUUUUGAUUCCGCAUACAUUAAUACAACUUGUGAUUUACGACAUACUGCGAACUAAAUCGAUGAGCUGCGCUUCAAAGUGUCUUUGUUUGAAUAAUUUGCAUUUCUUCUUCAAUGGAUUCAUUUCAAAGUUACUGGCAUCGACAUUAACAUAUCCCCUGCAAGUUAUUAGAUCAAGAAUGCAAAUGAGCAAAUUGGAAGAUAUAAAACUAAAUGUAUAUGAAGUCAAUAUAUUAAAACUAAGCCGUAAAGAAUUCAUCAGUUUUGUCAGGGAUCAUUAUUUUCCAGGAAUAAUGACGCAUAUUCCUAAAGUUAGUAUCCACAACGGAAUAAUGUUUCUAAUCUAUGAAGUAAUAAUAAGGCUACUUGAAUCGCUCAUAUUGGUAAAUUAG
Messenger RNA from Cryptosporidium ubiquitum, 972 nucleotides. Its product is annotated as mitochondrial membrane associated flavin transporter. The record is from RefSeq and is a predicted model, not a curated record. Gene Ontology annotation, biological process: nucleotide transport; transmembrane transport. The transcript has a single exon. The coding region runs from base 1 to 972 and encodes 323 amino acids. Lineage: Eukaryota; Apicomplexa; Conoidasida; Eucoccidiorida; Cryptosporidiidae.